CAGCCGAGUUCGGUGGGUUUGGGGACUUGUGGCCUGGCUCUCCGCGCGUCCCCGUCCCCCCGUGGCCCCGGCCCCGGCCCCGGCCAUGAAGCGCUUCUUCUCCUGCUCCAGUUCACAAGUGGCGGUGGAGAGAUGGAACCGCCGUGAUCAGAAGCUGCUGGAGGCAGUGCAGCGGGGGGAUGUGGGACGCGUGGCUGCCCUAGCCUCUAGGAAGUCUGCCCGACCCAGCAAGCUAGACUCAAACGGCCAGUCCCCGUUUCACCUGGCAGCCUCCAAAGGCCUGACAGAGUGUCUGAGUGUACUGCUCGCAAAUGGGGCUGACAUCAACAGCAAAAAUGAGGACGGAAGCACUGCCCUGCAUUUGGCCACCAUCUCCUGUCAGCCACAGUGUGUCAAGAUCUUGCUGCAGCAUGGUGCUAAUGAAGAUGCUGUGGAUGCAGAAAACCGCAGUCCACUGCACUGGGCAGCCUCUUCCGGCUGUGCCUCAAGUGUGCUCCUGCUGUGUGACCACGAAGCCUUCCUGGAUGUGCUGGACAAUGAUGGACGUACACCCCUGAUGAUUGCGUCACUGGGUGGUCACGCAGCCAUCUGCUCACAGCUGCUGCAGAGAGGUGCCCGAGUUAACGUCACAGACAAGGAUGACAAAUCAGCUCUGAUUCUAGCCUGUGAGAAAGGCAGUGCGGAGGUGGCUGAACUGCUCCUGAGCCAUGGAGCAGAUGCGGGGGCAGUGGACAGCAGGGGGCACGAUGCUCUGCAUUAUGCUCUGUGUACACAAGACAAGACCCUGUGGAGACUGCUGCAGCAGGCCCUGAACAGGAGGCGGAGAGGAGGUCAGAGGCUGGUUCAACACCCGGAUCUUGCAUCCCAGGCGUCUUCAUCUGAGCCUCAUGUGGGUUCUCCACUUAAGAGCCCUUGGAGAGCAGAGCCUGAGGAGGAGCAGAAGGAAGAGGAGGAUGAAGACCCAUGUUCAAAAGAGUGGAAGUGGAAGUAUGAAGAAGAGCAGAAGAAAGUCUCUCAGUUGGAACAGGAUCUAGUUCGAAAGACAGAAGAGUGUAAGGCACAGGCUGCAGCCUUCUUGGGCCUGGAGAGCCAGAUUCGAGAGCAGGUGCAGGAGCUAGGGCUCCUUCUAUCCCAAGAGCCCAGAGCUCCAAGAGGGCACGGCUCUAGACUCCGGCCUGGAGGAGAUGGCAUGGAGCAGGGUUGUCCCCUGGACCUGCUGGCUGAGCAUAUACAAGAGCUAAAGAAGCAGCAGCAGGCUGCAGCCAUAGUCAACCAAGAAGCUAAGAGGGUUGAGGAGAACUCAGCCGCAGGAGAGAUACAGCAUGAAGUCCAUGGAAAGUCCCCACCAGAAGAGCAGGGACCACCCCAGAGCCCAAGGUCUGAGGCUACUAGGAAGUCCACAGAACAGCAACUGACAGGGGGCCCCCACACCCUUGUCCCCGAUCACACUGGCCAGCAGCCUGCUGACCAGAAAGCAAGGCCUCAGGCCUCAGGGGUUGAAGCAACAGAUGCAGUGGCUGAACCAGUGGACACAGCAGCUAUGAACCACCUCCUGCUACAGCUAAGGGAGGAACUGGCUGCAGUGUGGCGAGAUAAGGAUGCUGCUCGAGGGGCUUUGUCAAGACCAGUCCUGGAGGGAGCCCUAGGGACUCCCCGGGCUGAGGCUGCCGCAGCUGCCUGGGAGAAGAUGGAGGCCCGGUUGGAGCGGGUGCUGGUGAGGCUGGAUCGGGCCAAGGCGGGGCUGCAGGGGAAGCCUGAGGUCCCUGGCCAGGAGUCCAGGGCGGGAGCCCCAAAGGCAGCCCCGGGGUGCAUCAAAGAGCAUGGAGAGGAGGAGCUGGCCCCUGGGGCCCGAGGAGAGCCCCUAGGGGCCCCUGGAGAACAGUUCCCAGGAGGGGGCUUGCCAAAGGGACAGCUGGAGAAGGAGGUGUCAGCACUGAGACUGAGCAACAAUAACUUGCUGGAGGAGCUGAGGGAGCUGGGCUGCGAGCGGCAGCGCUUGCAAGGGGAGCUGCAGUCUCUGAGCCAGCGGCUUCGGGGCGAGUUUGUGCCCAAGCUCGAGGCGCAGGUCCAGCUACACCAGUUGCAGAGGAGUGUGGGGCUGCUGACCGAGGAACUGGCCAUGGAGAAGGAAGCCACGGAGAAGCUGCGCAAGCGCCUGGCCUCCCAGAGCAGCGGCCUCCGGGGGCUGUGGGACUGCCUUCCCCCAGACCUGGUGGGCACAGGGCGCGCCCGGAGCGCCGAGGCGGAGCCCCUGGCGGAGCUGCGGGCCUGCAUCACCGCGCUGGCGGACAGGCAACGCGAGGCCCAGCGGGCGCUGGCCGGGCUGGAGGAGGAGAACCGGCGGCUGCGGGCGUCCCUGGCCCUGGGUGGGGAACCGGCUGCCUUCUCCAAGGCCCCGGCCUCGCCCCAAGUGGCGGCCCUGGAGCAAGACCUGGGGAAGUUAGAGGAAGAGCUGCGGGCGGUUCAGGCCGCGAUGAGCGGGAAGAGCCAGGAGAUGGCGAAGCUGAAGCAACUGCUCUACCAAGCCACCGAGGAGGUGGCCGAGCUGAGGGCCCAGGAGGCCGCCAGCCUCCGGCAGCAUGAGAAGACUCGUUUGCUGGUGGCCCAGGCCCAGGCGUGGGGCCAGGAGCUAAAGGAUGUGCUGGAAAAGUAUAAUGCGGCCUGCCGGGAGAUGGGUCGGCUUCGGGAGGCCGCGGCCGAGGAGCGGCGCCGCAGUGACGACCUGGCCGCCCGGGCCGCGGAGCAGGAGCGCCGGGCCAGCGAGCUCCGUGGCCGCUCGGAGGAGUUUGAGAAAACAGCGGAAGGGCUCAAGGAGAAGACAGAGCGUCUCAUGGAGGCGUGCCGGGACAAGAAGGCCAAGAUCAAGGAGUUGUUGAAGAAGUUGGAGCAGCUUUCAGAGGAAGUUCUAUCAGUGCGGGGAGAAAAUGCUCGCCUUGCCCUGGAGCUGCAGGAUUCCCAGAAGAGCAAUGAAGAGAUCAUCACCACCUAUAGGAAUCAUCUACUGAGUGCUGCUCAGGGCUACAUGGAGCAGGAUGUGUACAAUGUCCUACUUCGAAUCCUCAGCAUGCAAGAGGAGUGAGGCAGCCCUGCGCCCUCAGAGGGAAUAAGACCAUCCUUGGUUCACAGAGGCUCCAUCAAGCUAUGGUGGGUGGGUGGGUUUGGCCACGAGGGGUUGUGGGUGGGGCUUCACCUGACAAAUGGACCCAAGACCUGAGAACCUAGACCCUGGAAUCAACAUGGUUGAGGCCAGAGGUGUGGAUGGAAACCAGCUCCAUGGAAAAUAAAGCAGGAAGCAGGAUGGUGCUGGGUGUCACUGUUUUGUUGUUUUUCCCUCUAUCUAUCAAAACGGUGGGUGUUGUACUUUAAGCUGGGUGUAGUACUGUACAACUAUAAUCCCAGCUCUUUGGGAGGCUGAGGCAGAAGGAUCCCAAGUUUAAGCCCAGACUUGGUAAUUCACUGACAUACUGAAAACUUGUCUCAAAAUUUGAAAAGGGGGGAGGGAGGUAAAGGGGAGCUGGGCAUGAAGCUCAAUGUGAAGGCCCUGGGUUCAAUCCCUGGUACCACAAAUAGAUUUUAGGUUCUAAGCAAAACAGAGCAGAAGGUAGAGAGAUUUCCCAUGCACUUCUUCCCCGACACAUGCACAUUAUUAUCAACAUCCCUCGCUGGAAUGUCAUAUUUGUUAUAACCGCUGACACAUCAUUAUUGGCCAGAGUCCAUAGCCCACAUUAGAGUUCACUCUUGAUGUGCAUAUUCCGUGGGUUUAGGCGAAGUGUAAUAGCAUAUGUCUCCCAUGACAGCAUUAGCAGUCGUCUUAUGCCCCUAAGACUCCUCCUCUGUGGCCUGCUUAUUCAUCCUCCCUACCUUCUCCUGGAAACUACUGCCUUUUUACUGUCCCCAUAGUUUUGCCUUUUCCAGAAUGCCAUGUAGUUGGAAUCACAUAGCAUGCAGCCUUUUCAGAUUGGCUUCUUUAACUUAGUAAUAUAUAUAUUUUAAGUUUCCUCCAUGCCUUUUCAGGACUUGAUAGCUCAUUUCUUUUAGCACUGAAUGCUAUUCCAGUGUCUGGAUAUACAAGGGUUUAUUUGUCCAUUCACCUACUGACGGACAUCUUGGUUCCCUCCGAGUUUUGACAAUUAUUUCAUUCCCUUUUCAUCACAAACAGCAGCUUUCAACCUUUAUGAUCCAUGAUAAGACAUCCAUUUUAUAUCCUGUGUGUAUAUACUUGAAAUGAUACAAAAAAAGGAAUCCUUACCUUACUUUUUUUUUUUUGGUACUGGGGAUCAAACUUGGGACUUUGUGCUUAUGAGGCAGGCAGCAGAACCACUGAGCUAAAUCCCUGGGCUUACUAUUUAUUUUCUAUUCUCUCAUACUCCACUCAAAAACUGUUGGUCACAAUCCAUUCAGUGAAGGGUCAAGACCCACAAUUUGACAAGCAGCUCUGUGUCAGUUUUCCAUUGUUGGGACAAAAUACCCGACACAAUCAAUUCAGAGGAGGAGAUGCUUAUUUUCAGCUCCUGGUUUCCGAGCUUGUACCCCAUGGUGGGCCCGCUCCAUCACUGAAACAUCACGGAGAAGGGGCGUGGCAGAGGUGAGCAGCUGGGCCCAGAGCAGCAUGGAAGUAGAGAGCAGGGGGAGAGCCCACAGAAGGAGGGGCCAGGGACCCAAUACAGUCCCAAACGCCGCCUCACAUCCCCAGGACACACCUAGAAAUGUGCUUUACUAAUCUUCUAGGCAUCUCUCAAGCCAAUCAAGUUGACAAGAUUAACAUCACAAGUCCUCAGUGAAAAUGAGAUUUGACUUCCUUCUUUCUCAAAUUUCUUUUUUCUACCCUCCCCAUGCCACUACUGGGAGUGAACUCAGGGCUUUUGCACGCAGCUAUGCCCCAAGUCUGUCAAUCCAUGUAUUCAUCUAUCUAUCUAUCUAUCAUUUUGAGACAGGUUCUCAUCAAGUCAUAAAACUGCUCAGGCUGGGCUCGAAUUUGAUU
This is a messenger RNA of Heterocephalus glaber (naked mole-rat), 4981 nucleotides long. RefSeq names its product ankyrin repeat domain 35 (gene Ankrd35). Gene Ontology annotation, molecular function: actin binding. Lineage: Eukaryota; Metazoa; Chordata; Mammalia; Rodentia; Bathyergidae. The record is from RefSeq and is a predicted model, not a curated record.